Molecule: messenger RNA, 1196 nt
Organism: Oryza brachyantha (malo sina)
Lineage: Eukaryota; Viridiplantae; Streptophyta; Magnoliopsida; Poales; Poaceae
Product: chemocyanin-like
Exons: 1
Coding region: 129-731 (200 amino acids)
Cellular component (GO): plasma membrane
Molecular function (GO): electron transfer activity
Source: RefSeq, a predicted model, not a curated record
UCCACCAACCACGCACAAUUACUCGAACUACCAUCAAAAGCUAGCUUAAUUAUCACCUUUAAUUCAUUGAUCAAGAUCAGCUAGCAAGCAGAAGCAGCAGCCUCCUUGAUCUUCUGCGAGAAUUGAAGAUGAUGGUAGCAGCUAGCUUAUCAUCUCUGCUCGCCGCGGUCGCGAUCAUGGCGUCGGCGGCGUCCGCCGGAGGCACCAGCUACACCGUUGGCGAGCCCGGUGGCGCGUGGGACCUGGGCACCAACCUCACCGCCUGGGCUUCCGCCGUCGACGGCGACCUCCACCCGGGCGACCAGCUCGUGUUCCGGUACGACGCGUCGGCGCACGACGUGGUGGAGGUGACCCUGGCCGGGUACCGCUCCUGCUCGGCCGCGGCGAGCAGCGCCGUCUCCGCCGCCGCGCUCCGGACAGGCAGCGACGCCGUCCGGCUCGACGGCACCGGGACGCGCUACUUCAUCUGCAGCGUGCCGGGGCACUGCGGCGCCGGGAUGAAGCUGCGGGUCAGGGUGGUCACGGACGGCGCCGGGUGCAACAGCUCGUUGCCGUCGCUGGCGCCGGCGCCACCCGGCGCGCCGGCGCCGGCCAUCACGAUCUGCCCGGGCGGCCCGCCGACGGUCAUCAUGACCCCCGGCGUCAUCUCCUACAGCGCAGCGCCGAGGUCUUCGGACAAUCUCAGCUCCGUACUUGUCGCCAUGGCGUCUCUGCUGCUUGGCGUCGUCUGAGGGCAUCUUGACUCGUAUGAUUUUUAUAUAAUUAAAUGAGUUGUUAAGUAAGAUAACAGAUUAUGUGGCAAGUGAUUAAGUAAAGAAAAAAAAGAAAAUCAUAUAUAUCUUAUACUACACAGUACACAAGACAUGAUGAGAGAUGAAUAUUAUUAAAAUUUAUAUAUAAAUUAAUAGUGUUUGCAUUGUAAAAGUAGUAUUUAAGUAAUAGUUUAUUUACAACAUAGAGGAUAUAGGAAUUACGAGUAAUGUCUUGCACUCUAACUAAUCGUUUCAUUCAUCUGCGACAGCUUAGCGAUUCCUUAAGCACCGUCUGUUGAACCUAUAAAUCUCUGUUCCAGAUAUUCAAGCAGAUAAUUGGCUUGUAACACACAAAUGACUGAAUUUGUGAUACUUUGUUUGAACACAAAUAUAUUCACGGGGUGCACAUAACCCGCAAACACUCAUCUUUAUGAAUACACAUGU